GAUAUUGUACAGUCUGAAUAGAAAAUCGUUUUUUUGGUCUCCAAUCUUCCAUAUUAUCCAUAUGUGUGGUUAAUUCUUCUGGCUGUCCACGUAUCUAUCCGAAAAUUGCAUUCCAAUAACAGUAAUCGUGCGUCAAUUAUAAUAUCCUUUCUUUUUUCUUGUAAAUUUUUGGGAUUAACGCGCACGCGUACUAUGACUUGUUGCGACGCAGCAUUGCCACAUUUCGUUUCUGGACGAAUUGUCAAAGGUUUUGGCAGGGGAUCGGAAGCCCUUGGUAUACCAACAGCCAAUUUUUCUGAGGAUGUCGUCGAAAAAUUACCGGAAAAUUUAGCGCCCGGUAUUUAUUACGGCUGGACUUCGGUCGACGAUCAAGUCUACAAAGGAGUCUUGAGUAUAGGCUGGAAUCCUUUUUACAAAAAUGAAAAAAAAUCAAUGGAAACUCAUAUUCUUCACAAUUUUCAUGGACCUCUGCAUGGCAAAGAACUUAGAGUCGUUAUAACGGGUUUCAUAAGACCGGAAAAAGACUUUUCGUCCGUUGACGAAUUGAUCAAGGAAAUAACCAACGACAUUGAAAUUGCUAAGAAUCGUCUAGAAGAGCCAGAAAUGUUCAAAUACAAAGAUCACGAAUUUCUUAAGGGGAAAAAAGAAGCGAGUUAAUCCUGAAAUUGAAUAUAUGAGCUCAAAAAAACAAUAAUGUAAGAAUCCAAGUGAAAAAACAAUUCCCCAAAGAAUAGUAAAUUGAAUCGAUUAUCGAGUAAUCGGAAAAUAUUAAUAAAGUUCUAUUGUGACGUAAUAAUAAAUUGGCCGCAGAUUCGAGGAUAUGUCGCGAGGUCACGCACAAGGACAGCACAGUUUGUUUUUUUCUGAAUAACAUAAUUUGCAGUGUAAUCAUAAUUAUGCAAAAAUCGAAAAGUUUGUAAUAUAACACUUCGAAUCAUGUGGCAUCCA
Molecule: messenger RNA, 948 nt
Organism: Venturia canescens
Lineage: Eukaryota; Metazoa; Arthropoda; Insecta; Hymenoptera; Ichneumonidae
Gene: Rfk
Product: Riboflavin kinase
Exons: 4
Coding region: 193-657 (154 amino acids)
Biological process (GO): FMN biosynthetic process; riboflavin biosynthetic process
Cellular component (GO): mitochondrion
Molecular function (GO): riboflavin kinase activity
Source: RefSeq, a predicted model, not a curated record